ACUGGGUAUACGGCGAAAUGUUCUGCAAGGUAUCCCCUUUCCUCCAGACAACAGCCGUAGCAGUCAGCGUCCUCUCCAUGCUGUCAAUCUCCAUCAACCGAUACUUCGCCAUACACGUCCCUCUUCGCGCCAAAAUCCUCUUCUCCAGGGCUCGCGUCCACGUGAUGCUUGCCUCCAUCUGGACCCUCGGGCUCUCCGCUGCCAGCCCCCUCCUCUUCGUCAAAACCGUCACGACUUACGGGAUACCUGGCGUGUACGUCGCUCGCGUCUGCCAAGAAAUCUGGAGCAAAACCAUUCUGAAACACGCGUACAACAUGACGAUAUUCCUCCAGUUCUUUCUGUGCCCGCUAUUGGUCAUGAGCGUGCUCUAUCUGAAGAUCUCCGUGGCGCUGUGGUCGAAUAACCGAGAGCUGUUCCACACGGCGCCAAAACAGCAAACGUUCAUGUCUCCUCAGGUGGAUCGUCUGCUGCUGCAGAGACGGAAGACAGUCCGCACGCUGGUGCUUCUGGUGGUUCUCUUCGCCUGCUCCUGGCUUCCCUACUACGUGGUGAACGCCUGGCUGGACUUGAACGCGGGGUCCAGCCAUGCCGGAAGGGUGAACAGCUACGUGUACCCGCUGGCACAACUGGUGUCGUUGUCCAACUCCAGCGUCAACCCCAUCCUCUACUGCUUCCUCAGCAACGGCUUCCGGAGGGCGCUGACCAACAUGUGCUGUUGUCGCCGCAACAUCCGGGCCCGACACAGCAUGGCCAUGACGGUGAGGUAUCGGUGCAGUGACGACAGCGGCCUGGGCAGUGUGGACACCGUGCUGUCUUAGGGCAAGGGUCACAGGUCAAAGGUCAGGGGUCAGAGGCGUGGGCAGUGUGGACACCGUGUUGUCUUAAUGCAAGGGUCACAGGUCAAGAGUCAUCUGUCAAGGUCACCGGUUGAAGGUCACCCGCCAAAGAUCAGUAGUCUAGUCAGAGUGUGGAGACGGGUCUGUCUUAGGUCAAAGAUUUACGACCGAAUGCCAGUUGUCAAAGUUCACAGGUCAGAGGUCGAAAAAUGGACGAUCUUGGCAGUGUGUGGACGGUGCUGUCAUAGGCCAAAGAUCUUACGUCGCUCGCAACUGCAUAAGGUCAUAUGAGCGCAAAGGGAUGUUUAGUUCCAGUAAGGUUUUAC
This is a messenger RNA of Aplysia californica (California sea hare), 1162 nucleotides long. Its product is annotated as trissin receptor-like. Gene Ontology annotation, biological process: G protein-coupled receptor signaling pathway. The record is from RefSeq and is a predicted model, not a curated record. Gene Ontology annotation, molecular function: peptide binding; neuropeptide Y receptor activity. NCBI's taxonomy places the organism in Eukaryota, Metazoa, Mollusca, Gastropoda, Aplysiida, Aplysiidae. The transcript has a single exon. Gene Ontology annotation, cellular component: membrane. The coding region runs from base 18 to 818 and encodes 266 amino acids.